AUGCUUGUCUGGACCUCUCGGUUGAACUUCUGCCGUGUUCGCCACACUGUUUCUUCCAUGCAAGCACGCAUUGAAGACGCUCUUUCUUUCCUGCGAAGUUCUAGUUUGCCGUCUCCCGACGACCUUGGAACAAAAUUCGACUCGGACUUAACUUCACCAAAACCCAAAAAAGAAAAAUCUCACCAUUUUACGGAAUGCUGCUGCAAAGCACGCUCGCGCUGA
This is a messenger RNA of Pseudozyma hubeiensis SY62, 222 nucleotides long. RefSeq lists its product as hypothetical. Bases 1 to 222 code for a protein of 73 amino acids. The transcript has a single exon. Lineage: Eukaryota; Fungi; Basidiomycota; Ustilaginomycetes; Ustilaginales; Ustilaginaceae. The record is from RefSeq and is a predicted model, not a curated record.